CAAUGACACUGGGAAUGUGGUAAAUUGUUCACUUCGAUGUCAUCUACAUAAAAUUAAACUUCUGUUCAACAACUACCAUGGCUGCACCCAGUGACUUUCUGCAUCCAUCUGAAAAGAACGAUGUGACUGUAAAUAAUACAUUUCGAAUUGGCCCUUCAUCGCAUUCUUCCUCAGACCCAGGAAUGCACUCAGACAUGGAUUCUAUUCGGGAAGCCUCGCAGGAUCUUGAACAGCAAGCUAGCGGGAGGUCGAGAACUAGCGAAAAGUCGACCAGCAGAGCAUCCAGGGAUCUACGGAGAACAGCAAGCAAUGUAUUGAGCAAUGCCCUAUCCAGGCUAUCCACGAGGAUUCGUGACGAACCUCCACCUCCACCGGAUGGCGGUCUCCAAGCUUGGAGUCAGGUUGCUUGUGGCUUCUUGGUGAUAUUCACAACUUGGGGUUACGUCAACGCAUUUGGAGCCUUUCAGGCGUAUUACACUGGAGUGCUUCCGGUAUCCGCCUCUACUAUAUCUUGGAUUGGAUCCGUGCAAAUCUUUUUGAGCUUGUCCCUCGGCGUCCUCACAGGUCGGCUUUUGGAUGCUGGGUACUUCUACCCGACCUACAUUGUGGGUGCCACGAUUCAGAUAGUCGGCGUGUUUCUCAUGAGUAUCUCAACCAAGUAUUGGCAGCUCAUGUUGACACAGGGCAUCCUUACUGGCCUCGGCAAUGGCAUCUUCUUUACACCAACUCUGGCCAUGAUUACCACGUAUUUCGACAAAAGACGUGGCAUUGCAGUUGGAUUGGUGACCACUGGGAACUCGAUGGGUGGGGCCAUAUACCCUGUUAUUGCACGACAACUUCUGCCUCAAAUUGGGUUUGGCUGGACAGCAAGAGUUAUGGGUUUUAUCAACUUGGCAUGUCUCUCAGUUGCAUUGGUCUUCCUGAAGCCACGACUACCACCACGGAAGUCAGGUCCACUAAUCGACACGUCUGCUCUUAAAGAUCCUGUUUUCAUGGCCUUCUGCUUGGCUAUAUUUUGCGCGAUGUGGGCAAAUUAUUAUACCUUUUACUAUAUCGCAUCGUUCGGCAGGGAAACUCUGGGGUUGACCUACUCGGCAUCAACGACGCUCAUCAUCAUAAUCAACGCCGUCGGUAUUCCGAUGCGACUUACUGUGCCUCUCAUUGCGGACCGUAUAGGACCCAUCAAUGUUCAGGUGCCUAUCCUGUUCAUAUGGACCAUUGUGGCAUUUUGCUGGCUUGCCGUUCAUGAUGUUACUGGUUAUUACAUCUUCUCAUGUUUCUUCGGAGCCGCAAGUGGAGCUGUUCAGUCAUUGAUACCGACAUGCAUGGCGAGCCUCACACCCAAGCUCAGUAUGGUAGGUAGCAGAAGCGGGAUUGGCUUUGGUAUCGUUUCGAUUGCCUCGCUAACAGGUCCGCCGAUUGGCGGAGCACUUCAAGGUGCAGAUGGAGGUAAGUUCAUGGGAGCACAGAUAUGGGCAGCUUGUGUGCUGUUGAUAGGGUUCUGCUUAGUGCUCACGGCGAGAGUGAAAAGGGUUGGUUUGAAUCUGAAAUUCCGUUCCGACCAUGAACCGCGUUGAUUGGGGGCACUGUAAAGCACUAAUGAUAUCCCACGUUUCUUCAUAAAUAACGGUGCGAUGAUUGUUGAUCUAGAAAACGGGUUUCGUGGAUUUCCUCUUGAGAUCGCCGCACUCGACAAAACGACCAGAACGAAAUUUCAAUCUCCUCCAGGCGAUGCAGCUACGGACGUCGAAACGAGAUUGCGAAAAGGUCGUACUUCUGGGUUGCACUUCGCGACUGUUACGAUCUCGUAGCGCGACCUGGUAUAGAGUCAUGCAAUAAGAGCUUCGCUCAUGACUAUUUUCUAUGGCAGACAAAUUUAAAUGGCUAGGAUCGCCGAGUUUUGGUAUUCAAGUGGGGUC
This is a messenger RNA of Truncatella angustata, 1919 nucleotides long. RefSeq names its product major facilitator superfamily domain-containing protein. The record is from RefSeq and is a predicted model, not a curated record. Bases 78 to 1577 code for a protein of 499 amino acids. Gene Ontology annotation, cellular component: fungal-type vacuole membrane. Gene Ontology annotation, molecular function: transmembrane transporter activity. The transcript has 4 exons. Lineage: Eukaryota; Fungi; Ascomycota; Sordariomycetes; Amphisphaeriales; Sporocadaceae. Gene Ontology annotation, biological process: transmembrane transport.